This is a messenger RNA of Dovyalis caffra, 1710 nucleotides long. The record is from the annotation of a GenBank genome assembly. NCBI's taxonomy places the organism in Eukaryota, Viridiplantae, Streptophyta, Magnoliopsida, Malpighiales, Salicaceae.
AUGGCAGUGCUAUACCAAAAAUACAUAACUGAAACUAAUUUCGAAACCCCAGAUCCAAAAGGAGGGCCACCUGUGUGUAACGGCGUCAAAGGCCGGCUUGGGAAGGGCAAAUUAACUGACAGUGACCGAGAAAUGCAUAAUGUGGCAGCUUCACAAUGCAUUUUGUCCAUGCAAAAAGCGUUUCACAGUAUGCAACUCCAACCAGAAGGGUUGCACACAAGGCAUGUUGCUCUAUGGGAUCUUGCAGUUGCUGCCUUGUUGGAACCUUUUUCUUCACGUGUCUCGUUGAAACGCAGGCUUGCCAUAAAAGCUUGGUUUAAAGGGCUACCGUCGGUGAGCUCUUGUCCGGCGUCAUCACCACUAAUGCUUUUGUCGCUCCACCUUCGUUGCCCUUCCACAAUCGCAUAUGUCGCAGCUGCUCCAAACAUCUUUGACCUCUACCUCCUCCAACAAAUUGCUCGGCUUCGUGGGAUGGAAAUGGAUUCCCUCCCCAACGGCAACUCCACGACCUCAACCACAACAAUCUCAGCCACCGCUCCUUCGACGGUGCAGUCGUCAAAACUGACGCAACUAACCGAAUCUUUAAAACUUGAACACCAGUUCUUGCGCGUUCCUUUCGAACACUACAAGAAAACGAUCCGUACCAACCUUCGCGCUGUCGAAAAGGAAGUCUCUUCCGUUAUCUCCGUUGUCAAUGACGCCGCUGAUUCUGAUAUUUCCAAAGACGAUGCCGUUCAGCAUCUCACUUCCCUCGUUUCGAGAUUGCAAGGUCUUAAAAGAAAGUUGGAAGAGGGAAGUAGAGCGGAGAACUUACAAGCUCAGAGGUGUCGUGCAAGAAUUGAUCAUUUAGAAUCAGCUGAUGUGGAGAAUCUGUCGGAUUGGAAUAACAUGCGGAUGAAGAGAAUUCUUGUGGACUAUAUGCUGCGAAUGUCGUAUUACGAUACUGGAUUGAAGCUAGCUGAAAGCAGCAACAUGCUGGAUCUUGUUGACGUAGAUGUAUUUUUGGAGGCGAAAAAGGUUAUUGAUGCUCUUCAAAAUAGGGAGGUAGCGCCUGCUUUAGCAUGGUGUGCUGAUAACAAAUCAAGGUUGAAGAAGUCGAAGAGCAAGUUUGAAUUCCAGUUGAAACUUCAAGAAUUCAUAGAGUUAGUACGAGCUGAAAACCACAUGCGUGCCAUUACAUAUGCUCGGAAGCAUCUUGCACCAUGGGCAGCUACGCAUAUGAAAGAAAUGCAGCGGGUCUUCGCAACAGUGGCUUUUAAGGGCAAUCCCGAAUGUGCUGUAUAUAAGGUUUUGUUUGAACCAAAGCAAUGGGACUACUUGGUAGAACAAUUUAAACAGGAAUUCUGCAGGUUAUAUGGCAUGACUCUAGAGCCAUUGCUGAAUAUAUUUCUGCAGGCAGGGUUAUCAGCCCUGAAAACUCCAUACUGCAGUGAAGAAGAUUGCACCAAGGAAGAUCCACUUUCACAGGAGAGCUUUAGGAAGUUGGCAAUGCCAUUGCCGUACUCAAAGCAGCACCAUUCAAAGCUUGUUUGUUACAUAACUAAAGAACUAAUGGACACAGAGAACCCACCCCAAGUCUUGCCCAACGGCUACGUUUACAGCACUAAGGCACUUGAAGAAAUGGCCAAGAGAGAUAAUGGUAAAAUAACCUGUCCAAGGACCGGUUUGGUCUGCAAUUAUAGAGAGUUGGUUAAGGCAUAUAUAUCAUAA